This is a messenger RNA of Cadophora gregata, 7152 nucleotides long. RefSeq lists its product as uncharacterized. Gene Ontology annotation, biological process: transmembrane transport. The record is from RefSeq and is a predicted model, not a curated record. Bases 2272 to 6918 code for a protein of 1548 amino acids. NCBI's taxonomy places the organism in Eukaryota, Fungi, Ascomycota, Leotiomycetes, Helotiales, Ploettnerulaceae. Gene Ontology annotation, cellular component: membrane. The transcript has 11 exons. Gene Ontology annotation, molecular function: ABC-type transporter activity; ATP hydrolysis activity; ATP binding.
GGGGAGGGGGAAGAUGGAGGGGAGUGGGGUGCCGGAGUGGUUGAUGGAAGGUUUUUGAUGGGGGAUGUGCAUAUUGAGUGUGGGAGGUUGGAUAUCAAGUGGGAGACGCAGAUGGAUGCGCAAGAGCAGGUUAGGCGUGUUGAUGCUGUGGGGGUGGGUGGUGAGUGCGAGGGUGAGGGUCAGGGUCCGAGUGCGAAACCGAGUGCGAGUGCGAGAAAAAGUAGGCGGAGCUGGUUGUGACUUUGGGCUUUGAUGAUUGAUGACCGUAGGGACAAGGGUAACAGCACUGUUAAUGAAUUAUGAAUACAAUACUAUGGAAAUCCCUCCGAGAUAAUAUAAUGGAUUUGUUUGCUUGGGGAACGUUGAAUAAGUGCGAAAGGCUGCUUGAAAGAAUGGAAGGUGAUGACAACAAACAAGCUUAGCGAGAGCAGGAGGGAGGCGGGAGUGCUGAUAUCCAACCACAGCGCAAGGCGGUACGGCCCAUAUCCUCAUGUCCAUGUGCACGCCAACGACCCUCGCAACUUCUCUCCCAAGCACGUGAGAAUUAAUUUUGGUAAAUCAGCGUUUCUCCUUGUCAUCCGAAGAAAGAAAGUACUAUUUAUCAGCACAUCGAUCCGUACCUACCUACCAUCAGCUGUUGUAGACCGACAUUAUUUAGACGACAGCCUGGCCUGCGCCCUCCGGAUCAAGGAUGGGAUGGUAGCCGAGUGUACACUGUACAGUAGGGAACUGGAUAUCCCGUUCCCGUGAGUACUGUACCUACUUGCUAGGGACGUGGAUCUUCUUCGGCGAUACUUUAAGAUCGCUACAGUAAUGAAUUCUCCAGAGGUUCUCUAUAGUCUACUACGUCUUUAUAGCGAUUUUGCUGAGCAAGCGAGUAAGCAAGCAAGCGGGCAGGCCUCUUGGCAUGGGUUUUUUGAGGUCUUGAUAGAUAUCCAUGGGAAAAACAAAGACAUACCUACCGAGGUAUUCUUUCAACGUCCAGACCCCCUGCGUCGUCAGCCAAGACCAAACCCAGUAUGAAGAUCUAUCUACUUAUCUACCCAACAGGUCCUACAGUAGAAGCGUACCGGGAUUCCGGGUCCGUUUCUCUACAGUAGGUACAGUAGUACAGUAUCUGAAUGGCAGAAUACCUAGCCGAUCUCGAGAGCCCUAGAGUACGAUUUCGUCACAACUUGCCUCCUCUGUCAUUAACCUUAAGCUUGAAAUCUUCAUUUCCAUCUCCCUACUACUGUACUAGUCCCUAGGGAACCUUAUCUCCGAAUAAUGGAAGUGGAAGCUCCAGACCCGGACUGGUGGGUCGAGCUAAAUCGCGGGUUGACGUCUGGCCUUUUUUUUUUUGACUACACUAGUAAGUGAAGUUGAGGAUGAAGCUCGACUGGACUGGACUGGACCACUCGAGUUCGGAUGGCUGCGAGAGCUCCCGUCUCCCGGGCUUGCUCGGAUCCCGGAACGUACAGCAUCCGGGCUCAAGUUGAACGCACAAGUGCUGCACCAACCACGACAGUAUUAUUGCAGUUGGCUGCAGGCAGCCUUGCUGCACAACUUGCACAAAUCUCCGCCUUGCCUCUUCUUGUCCCCCAUCAUCUAGCCGUUUGCUCCCCUUUUAUUGGUGCUCAGCAACGAGCCAAGCCCACAAGGCUAUAUUUCGGGUCCCCAUUCAACCACAUCCGCUGUACAGUAAUAAUGCAAUGCCUGCAGUGGAGAAUUCAGGAGGAACGAUGAGCCGCUGACGAUCGCCAAGGGCUUCUGUUGUGCCCAGUGCCCCUACUCCCUCCCUACUCGAGCUAACUCGAGCACACCUCGCGUCGUAUUUUCGUGUUCGGCUGCACCAGAAACGGAGUCUAAUCCAAUCCAAUCCAAUCCAAUCCAAUCCGAUGCAAUCUUUUAUUUUGAUUGAUUGAUUGACUGACUGACUGACUGACUACGCCAGAAAGACAGUAACCUAGUGCUUGGGUUGAAUCGGUCUGGGUCUUGGACUUCUGCUUUAUAUUUCUUUCGCAUUCGCCUUCUUUUCUUGCGAAACUUUACUUUGAUUUCAUUAUUCCUCUGCACUCCCUGUUCAUCUUCACAUCUCCAGGAUCAGGAUUCCCUUCGACAAACAAACAAAAUAAACCAAGACAGGACGAAACGAAACAUCAGUCUGGUCUCAUCUCCUGCGCAGAAAAGCCAAUUCGCAUUUUCUGUUUCUGUUCAAAUCCUUACGGCGCACUGCGCAAUUCAUACGAAUAUCUUCGCACUCGUACUGGGUUCGCCCACCCCUCCACCACCAUGUCGCUCGUCGGCAACAUCGCAUUCCACAACGACGACAGAACCUCCACCCAGCAAGGAAUCGGAAGUCCAGGCCAAUUCAGCCCUCGCCAUGACCACUCCGACGAGUCCUCGUACCCAAUUGGGGAGAGCGAGAAGACCCCCAACCAGAUAGCCGACAGCGAAGGCACAACCCUCACGCGACAACAGACACUCGAUCAGAUCGAGGACCAGAGAAGAGAUGGCGAGGUGCACGAAUUAGCUAGGAAAUUCACAACUCAAUCGCAUCAGAGCAUCUACAACGAGAAUCCAUUCGAGUCGCCCGAAGACUCGCGCCUCAAUCCCAACUCGCCGAAUUUCAGCCCCAGAGCCUUCUCCAAGUCGCUGCUGAAUCUGCAAGCGCGCGAUCCGGAGAAGUGGAAACUGAGGACUGCUGGGUUCGCGUACAGAGAUUUGAAUGUGUAUGGGUUUGGUUCGGCGACGGAUUACCAGAAGAGUGUGGGAAAUGUUAUCCUCGAGGUUGUUGGUGCUGUGAAGAAGCUUAUUGGUAGUGCGAAACCAAGGAAGAUUGAUAUCCUACAAAACCUGGACGGUGUUGUGCAUAAUGGAGAAAUGCUGGUGGUUCUUGGGCCUCCUGGCAGUGGAUGUUCAACAUUCCUGAAAACGAUUGCCGGCGAGACCAAUGGAUUCUUCAUCGACGAGAAAUCCAGAAUCAAUUACCAGGGUAUCACACCAGAGCAGAUGCACAAGGAUUUCCGCGGUGAAGCUAUCUACACAGCUGAAGUGGAUGUCCAUUUCCCCAUGCUGACAGUCGGACAAACCCUCGAAUUCGCCGCCCAAGCCAGAGCUCCCAGACAUAUCCCAGGAGGCAUCACCCGCCAAGAAUUCGCACGAUAUCUCCGAGACGUAAUUAUGGCCGUUUUUGGCAUCAGCCACACGAUCAAUACCCGUGUUGGAAACGAUUUCCUGAGAGGCGUUUCUGGAGGAGAGAGAAAGCGCGUGACAAUUGCUGAGGCUGCCCUCAGUGGAGCGCCGCUUCAAUGCUGGGAUAAUAGUACCCGUGGUCUGGACAGUGCUAAUGCAAUUGAGUUCUGUAAGACCUUGCGAUCGUCUACGGAUCUCGUGGGGUCAACUGCAUGUGUUGCCAUCUACCAGGCUCCGCAGAGUGCCUAUGAUAUCUUCGACAAAGUCCUGGUUCUGUACGAAGGCCGACAGAUCUAUUUCGGACGAUGCACAGAUGCCCAAGCAUAUUUUGAGAACCUCGGCUUCGACUGCCCCGACCGCCAAACCACCGCCGAUUUCCUCACCUCCAUGACCAGUCCCUUAGAAAGAGUCGUACGGAAAGGUUUCGAGAACAAAGUACCCCGCACACCCGACGAUUUCGCCGCUGUUUGGAAGAGCAGUCCCGAACGAGCUGCUUUGAUCAAGGAGGUGGAUAACUACAACGAGCAGUACCAACCAAAUGGCCAGCAUCUUCAGGAAUUCAAGGAAUCGCGCCGGGCUCAGCAGUCGAAGCAUCAGCGUGUUACGAGUCCGUACACGCUUUCGUAUGUUGGACAAGUGGCUCUGUGUCUUCGUCGUGGUUUCUGGAGAUUGAAAGGAGAUCCCAGCUUGACUUUCACUCAGCUUUUUGGAAAUUUCUUGAUGGCUCUUGUUAUCAGCAGUGUCUUCUAUAAUCUACCACAGACGACCGACUCGUUCUUCUCUAGAAGUGCGAUUUUGUUCUUCUCUAUCUUACUUAAUGCCUUUGGUUCUGCUCUCGAGAUCUUGACACUCUACGCACAACGUCCCAUUGUAGAGAAACACUCCAGAUACGCCCUGUACCACCCUUCAUGUGAAGCAAUCGCCUCCAUGCUAACGGAUAUGCCGUACAAAAUACUCAACGCAAUCGUUUUCAACACCACGCUCUACUUCAUGGUCAAUCUGAACCGACAGCCCGGCAACUUCUUCUUCUUCGUCUUGAUCUCCUUCAUGCUGACCAUGGUCAUGUCCAUGCUGUUCCGGACGAUCGCAUCUGUCUCCCGUACUCUGUCCCAGGCAAUGGCUCCAGCUGCUGUUCUGAUCCUGGCUAUCGUGAUCUAUACCGGCUUCGCACUUCCGGUACCGAAUAUGCGAGGCUGGGCUAGAUGGAUCAAUUACCUUGAUCCUGUGGCUUAUGGCUUUGAGUCGCUUAUGAUUAAUGAGUUUGUUGGACAGAAUUACACUUGCCUACCGACAUCUUUCAUUCCAAGCGGACCUGGAUACGAGAACGUGGCGCCUUUAGAGCAGAUUUGCACUGCUGUCGGAGCUGUGCCGGGAUUGAGUGUUGUUGAAGGUGCUGCUUACAUCGGACAAUCCUACCAGUACUAUGCAUCCCACAAGUGGAGAAACUUCGGAAUCCUCUGGGUCUUCCUCGUCGGUCUCUGCACAGUAUAUCUCGUCGCAACGGAAUACAUCACCGCCAAGAAAUCCAAGGGCGAAGUCCUUCUCUUCCGCCGUGGUCAUAAGCCAGCUGUUCUGUCCAAGCGAGGCGGUAGCGAUGAGGAGCUUGGCCCUGUGAAGAGUUCUGGUGUUGAAAAGACGUCUACUAAUGUUGAUGUGUCUACUAUUUUGAAGAGACAGACUGCUGUUUUCCACUGGGAGGAUGUUUGUUAUGAUAUCAAGAUCAAGGGUGAACCUAGACGGAUUUUGGAUCAUGUUGAUGGAUGGGUUAAGCCUGGAACUUUGACUGCGCUCAUGGGUGUCUCCGGUGCAGGCAAAACUACACUUCUCGACGUCCUGGCUACUCGCACUACCAUGGGUGUCAUCACCGGUGGUAUGCUCGUGGACGGCCGAGAACGCGACGAUUCCUUCCAACGCAAAACCGGAUACGUACAACAGCAAGAUCUCCAUUUAUCCACCUCGACAGUCCGUGAAGCUUUGAACUUCAGCGCUCUUCUCAGACGGCCGGCCAAGAUCCCUCGACAGGAGAAACUCGAGUAUGUUAAUGAGGUUAUUAAGCUGCUUGAUAUGGAGGAGUAUGCCGAUGCCGUUGUUGGUGUUCCGGGAGAAGGUCUCAAUGUCGAGCAACGUAAGCGAUUGACUAUUGGUGUUGAGUUGGCUGCUAAACCUGAGCUACUCCUGUUCUUGGAUGAACCUACUUCUGGUCUUGAUUCUCAGACGUCCUGGGCUAUUUGCGAUCUGAUGGAGAAACUUACCAAGAAUGGUCAAGCUGUCCUCUGCACUAUUCAUCAACCAUCCGCAAUGCUCUUCCAACGCUUCGAUCGACUUCUCUUCCUCGCCAAAGGUGGCAAGACUGUCUACUUCGGUGAAGUCGGAGAGGGCUCCCAUAUCCUGACCUCAUACUUUGAACGCAUUUCUGGAAUCUCUUGCCCACCUGACGCUAACCCUGCAGAAUGGAUGCUAGAAGUCAUUGGUGCUGCACCAGGCUCGCAUACCAACAUUGACUGGUACGAUGCAUGGCGAUCAUCUCCUGAAUACCAAGAAGUCCACCGCGAGCUCGAUCGUCUGAAGGAGGAACUACCAAAGAUCACUAAACCAACAAGCACCGACGAUAAGGCUUCAUUCCGCGAAUUUGCUGCCCCGUUCAUGGUUCAGCAAACCGAGGUUCAGAAGCGUGUCUUCCAGCAAUACUGGCGUACCCCAUCGUACAUUUACUCCAAGGUCCUCCUCUGCGUCGCUUCCGCCCUAUUCAUCGGAUUCUCAUUCUUCAACGCCGGGACCUCCCAACAAGAACUACAAAACCAAAUGUUCGCCAUCUUCAUGCUCUUCACCAUCUUCGGACAACUAGUCCAACAAAUCAUGCCCCACUUCGUAACCCAACGCUCACUAUACGAAGCUCGCGAACGACCCUCAAAAACCUACUCCUGGAAAGCCUUUAUGAUAUCCAACAUUAUUGUCGAGCUCCCCUGGAACUCACUCAUGGCCGUCCUCAUCUUCAUCUGCUGGUACUACCCCAUCGGGCUGUACAAAAACGCCGAGCCCACCAGCGCCGUCACCUCGCGCGGCGGCCUGAUGUUCCUCCUCAUCUGGACCUUCCUCCUCUUCACAUCGACUUUCACUACCAUGGUCAUCGCGGCCAUCGAAACAGCCGAGACGGGCGGCAACAUCGCCAACCUGAUGUUCUCCCUCACCCUCGUCUUCUGCGGCGUCCUCGCCUCGCCCAACGUCUUCCCCCGCUUCUGGAUCUUCAUGUACCGCCUCAGCCCCUUCACCUACCUCGUCGACAGCAUGCUCUCCGUCGGCAUAGCCGGCACGCGCGUCGUCUGCUCCGCGACCGAACUCCGCCGCUUCAACGCCCCGGCGAGACUCACCUGCGGGGAGUACAUGAGUGCUUGGAUCAGUACCCAGAUGAGGGGUGGGUAUCUUGAAGAUCCCGCCGCCAGGGGCGAGUGUGGCUUUUGCGCGCUGGAUAGUACGGACCAGUUCCUUGCGGCGCUGGGGAGUAGCUAUGGGAAUCGGUGGAGGAAUUUUGGCCUGAUGUGGGUUUAUAUUGUGUUUAAUGCGGGGGCGGCGGUUGCGCUUUAUUGGCUUGUUAGGGUGCCUAAGAAGGCGAAGAGGGGGAAGGUGGAGGGGGAGGGGAAGGUGGAGGGGAAAGGAAAGGGAGGAGAGGGAGAGGGGAAGAAGGAUGGGGAGGGAGAGGUGAAGAAGGGGGAGCGAGAGCGGAAGAAGGAAUACGUAAUCGGCUGAGUUGUUGUAUGAGACAAGGGGCGAGGUCGGAAGUCAAGGGAAGGGAAAUGAAGAGAAUGGCUUGACGACUGUAUAUAUAUAAUACUAAUUCUAUCUCAUCCGAUCUCAUCCUAUCCGAACCGAUCCUUUCCCACUAUUGCAUUUCCGGCGUUUACAUUUCCUUUCCUUCUCUUUCGAGAUAAAGAAGCGUUGGGUUCAGUUGGGUUCAGUUGGGGUCAUAGUAUACAGUACAGU